UGGCGGCCAUAUUGAAUAGCGUUUGACAGUUUUGCGUCUCGAGGAAGCUUGAAGAUUUCUUAAUGUUAACUUAUGCUCAGAAAAAAUAAAAGUUGUGCUUUUCAGUCAACUCGGGACGUUUGUCCUACAUUUUAAUAUUUUCGCCUUAGCCAGGAAAUGGACGAAGAUGAACGCCAGAAGAAACUAGAGGCGGGAAGAGCUAAGAACUCCUCUAACAUGCCACGAAAGCAGUCGCUUGCUAGCUUCCGACAGAAGCGGGCGAAGAGCAACGGUGCGGGGGCGGCGAAAAAGGCGUCGAAGAGGACGGGCCCGCCUGUCACGCAGGAUGACGGUGCGACGCAAGACUCCCACAUAGUGCUGCCGGCGCCGCCAGCAAAUCACAACGAGACGGAUGGGAACUCCGUACACGAGGAUACACCGAAGCCCCAAAACGCAGAGGUUCACCGACAGAAGGACGAGCUUCUCACCACGGAGGCGAACAUUUCACCCGUCGGUGAACUGAGAGAUGACGAGCUGCUUGCGCUCACCAGUCAAGAACAGUUGCAGCAGUUAAAGCAGGCCGUGGAGAAGCGCAACGAAAUCAUCGCCAAGCUCACCUCUAAACUGCAGGAGGCGCUGGCCAGUCGAGACGAGGUCCAGCUGGAGGUGCAGUCCCUCGCCGGCCAGAUCCAGGACCUACAGAAACAGCUCCAACAGACCAGCGUGGGCUUUCAACGCCUUAAAAAUCAGCCCGGAGCAGACAUCUGUGAUGCGGCUAAACAGCAGUGGAUGCUCACCUCCCAAAAUGAGGACCUCAGCACGGAAGAGGCAUCGAGUGAGCGGUCGGGAAGUGGUGCCCGAACCGGCGCCGAGGGCUUUGGCACCGACAGCGAGACGGAGACGGACAACGUCCUGUCCGAGCUGAGGGCUAAGCUACGAGAGGAGAAGGACAACUGCCUACGCCUGUGUUCCGAGCUGGAAAAAGAGAAGGAGAGUCACCAACACGUGCUCAGCCAGCUGAGCGAAGUCCGGACUCACUACCUCGAGGAGAAGGAGGUGUUCACCCGCCGUCUCCAAAACGUUGAGGACGAGCGACUGAAACAGGAGGAAGCUAUGAGGAAGUUGGAAGAGGAGCACAGAGAAGAGCUGGAGAGGAUCAACCGGCUGUUGGAGGAGAGCGCCAAAGAAGUCACGGGACUGAAAGCUUCCAAGAACCUUCAGAAUCAGGCCAAAGCUGGUUUUGGUUACUCUGAGGUCGCCGGCAUCGACAAAAGCAACGGCGAAAUUGGGCCGGUUGAGGACAGCUUGAAUGUGUCGUCUUCUGGGGACAUUCUGAUGGAACGCUACUUUGCAUCGUCUUCACAGGUUCAUGUCGGGCCUUGCGGUCAGCUGGACAUCUCUUCAGACCAAAGCUUUGAGCUGAACAGUGACCUUUUCUGCGAGCAACCUCUGCUAUCCAUCUCCAACUGUGCUCCCAAAGAGGACUCGGACGUUCACGACGACUCACCCUUCGUUCGUGCGUCUGAAAGUUCAAACGCCUUAUGGCUCAACGACUCCGUUUUUGAGCCAGCGGGGACGAGCGGCGAGACGGACCUCAAACAGCAGUGCAGGGAGCUGCGUCAGGAGCUGUCCAUGAAGGACCGCGAACUAAACGUGAUGCGAGAUGAAGUGUGCAAGACUGCAGAAGAGGUGGAGGAGGUUAGGAACAGGUGGGCUCAAGUUACGGAGGAGCUCAUGGAAGCCCUCCGAGAGCUCGAGGAAGAGAAGGAGCGAAGGAUUUGCGCCGAGGAGGAGUUGGACCUGAGAAGUCAAGAUGGCCUUAAGAACAACCCAGCCGCCUUAUCGGAGGAAACGUCCCCGCUGGUCUCUUCGGUAGAGGAGGAUGAAGCGUCUGAGAAGCUAAAUGAGGGGAACGAGACGCUGUUCCUGUUGCAGCAAAACCAGCAGGAGAUGCUGGAAGCGUCUCUACAGAAGAUUAAACAGACUGCUGAUGGUACUUUACAUGCUGACAACCGUCUGCAAACACUGCAGGAAAAUUAUAACAAAGUUACAUCGGAGCUGGAAGAGACAAAAAUAAUGUAUCAAACCACUUCUGCUCUACUGGAUGAAAGAACCUCGGCAAUGGACCUAACAGCGGAGGAGCUCCAAAGCACACGUGCUCACCUACUAGAUGUCCAAAUGGAGGUCAAAAACCUGCAGGUAGAAUUGGAGAAGAAGUGCAGCCAUUUGCAAAAUGCUGAGAAGCGCAGGAGUGAACUGGAAGCUGAGAUGGUCAACCUGGAGGAGGCCCAAGCUCUGGCAAAGCAAGAGAAAGGCAGAUACCAGAGCAAAGAAGAGGAGAUGGUUGAACAAAUGAAGAAGAUGGAACAGGUUCUCAGGGAGGAACUUGAACACUUUGAGAACUUGCUGCAAGUCAAGGAUGCAGAGUUUUCUGAAGAGAAAGAGAAAUGGGAGGACGAGAGACGGGAGAAGGACAAAGAAGUUCAGGAUGUGAGGGAAAUCCUUGAGGAGCUCAGAAAGGAGCGGGAGGACGAGGUGAAGGCUUUGAUAGAGCGGCAGGUCUCGGCUGUGGAGGAGGCCACGGAGAGGCUUCAGGUGUCCCACCAACAAGAGAUGGCAAACCUGCUGGAUCAACAUCAACAAGAGAUGUCAGAGUUGGACAGCCGCAUGGAAAGUGAGCUGCUGGCGCAAAAAGCGGCCAUGGAGCAGGAGCAGAAGCGACAGAUCACCCUCAUUAAGCAGGUGACGGAACGCGAGCACGAGCGGACAGUGUCGGAGCUGAAGGAGAAACACGAUGAGGAGCUCAGUCGGUUGAAGACGCAAGUUCUAUUGGAGGUGACGGAGAGUCUGGAAGCCGCACACCAAGUUGAAAUGGAACAGGAACAGGCCAAGAAAAGCCGUGAGCUGGAAGCCUUGCGCCUGAGCUUGACGCACCACCAGCCAUCCCAGCUCGUGGUCUCCGAGGAGACGGCUCUCGCAAAGCUUCAGGCGUCCCUGGGGGACCAGCACCAGUUGGAACUGGACCGCAUCAGAGAGCAGAAUGAAGCACAGAGGCACCAACUGAGUGAGUUGCAUCAUCGUGACCUGGAGGAUUUAAAGCAGCAGUUUGCUGACGAGAAAGGUUCCAUGGAGGAGAAGCAGACCAAAGAGAUAAACGUUCUCAGGUCAGAACUUUCCGAAACGCAGGCCUCCCUCGCCCACACCAGCCAAGCUCUUAUCAAAGCCAAGGGUUCUCUGGAGGAGUUGAUGUCCAGCCACAAUGUGUUGCUUCAGGAGAGAGAGCAGCAAGUGCGCCACCUAGAGGAGAUGCAGCAGCUGCAGCAAGAGGUGACGCAGCUGCAGGAGGAGAAAGAUCUGCUCAAGAAGAGCUCACAGCAGGAAGCCAGUCAAUUGUGGACUCAGCUGGAGAGCAUGAGAGCCAGCCGUCAAGAGCUCGGAGAGCUGAAGGAGCAGCUGUUGGCUCGCUCGUCCUGCGUGGACGACAUCGAGCGCCUCAAAGCCGAAUUCAACCAACAAAAGCGUGAAAUCAAAGAGCAGAAUGAGGCUGAGCUGGAAAGCCUGAGGAGGUAUUUUGAGCAGCGGUUGCAAGUGUCUGAGGAGAGCUACCGCGAGGAAAUUGCUCUGCUCCAGCUGAAACUGGUGGAAAGUGCUUUGGAAGAGUCUGUGCUCAAAACCACGAGCUGCAGCUUCAUAUCUCAAGAGGAAACGGACCACGUGCAACGUGACACCAGCUUUGAAGCGGACGAACAAAAGAAAAUGUUUGACACUCAACUGGAGGACAAACAUAAAAUGGACCUCAGUGACCUACAAUCAUCCUUUAAGGAAGAACUGCACCAGGUGCGUUCAGAUCUCGCCGAACGUUACUACAGCGAACUGCAGGAGAUGAAGACUCGCCAUUCGCUGGAGCUGGAGCAGCUCCGAGCCAAACUUUCUGACCGUCACUUACAAGAUAUCACUCGUGUCCACAUGGAGCUGACGAGACAAGUCGAGGUGGAGGUUGAACUGCGUCUAUGGUGCGCCAUUGAGGAGCUGCACACCAAUUUGACCUUCAUCCACACUUUGGAGAACACGCUGGCCGACGUGAACAAACGCAACGGCGAGUUGCAUCAGAUGAAUGAAAAGCUGAAAAGGGAUCUCGACAAGGAGCGUGUCAGCCUUAAAGACGCUCUGGCGCAACAAGGCCAGGAGGAAAUGAGGAGGAUGAGAGACCUGCACCAAGAAGAACUGGCUGCCAUCCAGACUGAGAUGGAAGAGAAGAAGACGCGCUUGGAAAAAGCGCUCUCCGAGAAGGAAAAGUCCACGGAGAGCGAGUGCCCCCAGAUUCUUGUGGAGCUCCAACAUGAGAAGAACAGCACGGCAAAGGAAAUGAAAGAGCUGAUGCUUCUUCUCCAGCAGCAGGCGGAGGAGCGACUGAAGCAAGCCCAGGACCGAUUUGAGGAAGAAAAAGUGGUGUUGGAGCAGUGUUUGGCUCAGAAGAAUGAAAUCUCUAUGGCGGAGCUGCGCAACAAACAUCACGCCAAGUUGGAACAGGAGCGAGCGGCCCUCGCAGACAAACACUCCAAAGAGACGGAGACUCUCCACGCCAAACACAAAGAGCAAGUGGACUCGCUCAGCGCCAGGCACGGGGAGCAGCUCGCCGCCGUCAUUUCCCAACUGCAGUCAGACCACAAAGCCCAGCUUGUUGCUUUGGAAGCGGCGCUCAAUUCCAAGCGCAGGGAGGACCUGGAAGCCCUCGAGGUCAUGUUUCAAGAAACCGGUCGGGCUCAGUUGGAGGCUCGAGAAGCCGAGCUGGCUCGGAAACACCAGGAGGAGACGGAUGAAAUGGAGAAGAGGAUGCUCAGUAACAUGGACACCCUGGAAGCAACGUACCUUAAGGAAGUACACGCACUGCGUGAUGAAAUGGUGCAACUGGAGCAGAGGCAUCUUCAGGACCUCAGUGGUCAAAAGGCGGACCACCAGCGUAAAAUGGAGCGUCACGCCGCCGAGCAGGAGGCUCUCAGAGAGGAGCUGCGAAAGGAUCUGGCUCAGAUACACGUGGACAAGUUCAGGGCCAUGGCGGCCGAGCUCAGCCACGCUCACCAGACUGAACUGUCGGCUCAAAAAGAGUCCUUGGACACUGAACACUGCAAAGCUCUGACUGGCCUGAAGACGCAGGUUCUGGAACUUGAGGAGCAACACGGCACUGCUCUUGAGGAGCUCACGCAGGCGUACGCCGCUGAGAAAGAACAACUUCUUCAACAGCACCAACUCCAUCUUCAGGAGCUUAAAGGAGCCUCGGCACGGGAACUGGAGGCAUGUCGUCGGGAGCUUGAAGAGUCGUCGUCGAGGCAACGACAGCACUUCUUGGAGGAGGCGGAGAUCCUCAAAGUCCAAUCCAGGGAGAGGUUGCAAGAGGAGAUUCAGCACAAGAAGGCUGGAAAGGAGGCGGAGCUUGAGGACCUGCGUCGGGCAUUGGCGGAACAGGAAGAGAAGGAGCGCAACUACACCGGCAAAAUGAGUCAGCUCACCGCAAAACUGCAGCAGCUUGACACUGUGGUGGCCCAGUUGCAAGCGGAGAUCGGCUGCCUGCGAGGAGAGUUGGAAGGCAAGCGUGCCGAGAUGGAGACGCUGGACACUCUCCUCCAAAGACGGGAGCGUGAGAGUCAGGAGGGAGGCAACCUUCUCAAAAUGCUCACCCAUGACUUGCAGACCGCCAAAGAAGAGAGACGUAAGCUGCACCAGGACAACGACAAGCUGAAGAAAGCGCUGAUUGAAAUGCUUCGUAGUACCGUUGCGACUGAAGAGCUGAUUGGCAAAAAGAUUAACACCCGAAGCAACGUGCCUGGGGAAGUCACCCACCAGAGGAGCCCAUUAGGGAAUAGUGACGCACAAGAAUCGGGCAUUCUGGUUGCGGAUGAGUCUCAAGCCGAGGAGUUGGAGUUGACACACCAACUCUGCGAGAGUCUGCUGGUUUCGGACACGCACAUUAAUCCUGGAGGAGAGGAAGCGGCCAUGAAUGCCUCCGACCGACUCCGCCAAACAGUCGAUAUGCUCCUGGAGCUGCUCAACCAGGCCAAUACACAGCUGGAGCAGACACAUAACGUCCACUUGUCUCUGGAGGAGAGGUUCGCCCAAAGCCAGGAGGAUUCGGCCCAACUCUUCGAGCAGCACAAUCUCUUGUUGAUGCAGGUUGAGCAGGAAGUGAAGUUGAAGAGUCAACUGGAGCUGGAACUCCACAAGGCUGAGGGUCUCCUGGAGGGUUAUGUGGCCGACAAGGCGGCUCUGGAGGAGGCCUUCCUGCAGAAGGAAGCGCAGGAGGAGCGCUUAGCGCAGGAGCUGGAGGACCUCCGAAGGAAAACUCACCAGACGGAGGGAUUCUGCGCCGAGCUGGAAAACUUGCGAGCCAAACACCAGGAGCUGAGCGAGGAGCACGCCGCCAUCUUGCGGCAAAAGGAGCAUCUCUCCGCCGACCUCGGGGAGAGGGAAAAAGGUCUGCUGGCAGAGACGGAGCGCUUGACCCGGGAGCGUCUGGACCUACAGCGGCAGGCCGAGAAGGACCACAGCUCUCUGUCACAGCGCCUGCGGACUCUGGAGAGGGAGCUGGAGGAGCAGGAGACCAAGGGCCUGGAGAAGGAAUUGCACCACAAGAACCGCGCCGAAGACCUCGACCAGCAGGUGCAAGCGCUGGAGAAACAACUCAAGCACGAUCGGCAGUUCAUUGAGGAACAAGCCGUGGAGCGUGAGCACGAGAGAGACGAGUUCCAGCAGGAGAUCCGACGGCUGGAGAGUCAGCUCAGGCAGACGGCCGGCGGCGACGUCAAAGGACACAAGUUUGAGGACUUGGUUCUGCAGGUGGAGAGUCUGCAAGCCAUCAUCAAAGACAAGCUGGAGGACCACGCCUCCUUGGCGCUAACCAACCAGCAGGCGCAGAGAGAGCUCGCCGAGCGCAACGAGGAGAUCGACAAGAUGGCUACAAGGAUCCGCGAGCUGGAGCAAGCCCUGCUCAGUAGCACCGAGUGUAACAGAGCCGUCGGGCAACUGGAGCAAGAACUUCACCGGGCUAAGUUGAGGGAAGAGGAGCUCACGCAAGACAAGCAGGCCCUGGAACAGCAACAGUUGUCCAACAGGCUUCAGAUCUCAGCGCUGCAGUCCAAGCUGGAUGAGACGAGACACUGUUACCAUGACAACACGCGAGAACCCACGCAGGAGCUCAGGGAUGCUCUGGACGUGGCACAGCAAAGCCUACAGAGCAAGGAACAAGAGGUGAACGUUCUACUGGGCCAACUGGAGAACGUGCAGGGCGACCUAAGCAUCAAGGAAACAGAGCUGAAACAUCUCGCGCUCCAACUGGAGCGACUCACCAGCGACAACGCAGCACACGUUCACGAGCUGCAGAAGCAGAUAGAUGCCCUCGAGGAAAAAGUGUCUUCCCUUAGUAUUCUGGCAGAGGAAAAAGAGGUACAAAGACCGGUGGACGAUCCGAAAGUGGAGACCCUCCCCUCUGCUCUACUGCACGAGAAGAACCAGGAGAUUGACCACCUCAAUAAUGAGAUUCAAAAGCUGGAACAGGAGCUGGAGAAUACCAACAAUAAGGAUCUGGAGGUGGAGCUCCACGACCUAAGCUCGCAAGUGGAGCAUCUCCAGUCAGAAAUUGCCAGGUUGCGCCAGGACAGGGGCGAAGAAGAAGAGCGCCUCCACGAGGUCAUCAGCACGCUGCAAGCCGAGCUCUCCAGGCUCGGGCCCAACGUGUGCGAAGUGAGCGACUCGCAGGACGGCGACAGCAUCAACCCAUCGCCGGCCCCGAGCCCUGAGCCUCGAGUCGGGCCCAGCAGCCUGAAGCACGAACUCAGCUUGAGUCACUCGGCGUCGACUCGGCCCCUCCGCACCCGCCUGAAAGCGCUUCAGAGUCAGCUGGAGACGGCGGUGGCUGAGAAGGAGGCCCUGGAGCGUUUGCUGCUAACCCAGGAGGAAGAGUACAGAGGGCACGGCGAAGAGUUUGGCAAACGGCUGACGGCGGAGAGGGAGAAAGCGGACGAGAUCCGAGGCCUCUUCGCUCUCAAGGAGGCCGAGCUGGUGGGCAUCGAGGAGGAGAGGAACGCUUUCCGAAAACAGGCACAGCAAGUGGACGCCGUGCAAAAAGAGAGAGACCACCUCAGCUCUCUGGUUACUCAACUUCAACAGAAGUCUCAAGACCUCGUGAGAGAAAUCGAGGCUUUAAAGAACAAAGACCGGGAAAUGGAGAAUGACAGCCUGACUCUGGAAGCACAAGUCCAGAGGCUGCGAGCCGAAGUGGCGGAGAGAGACGAGGCCGUCGCCGAGGAGCAGGCGAGGGCGGACGCGCUCGAGACUGUCAAGGCGGAGCUUUCGGAUGAAAGGGAGACGCUCAGGAGGGAGGAGGGGCAGCUCCAGGAGGAAAUUGAAAGGCUUGGACAAGAAGCCGCUGCGCUGAGGGCCCGCGUUGACGAGCUCACUGCUCAGCUUCUAGAAAAGCAGACUCAUCAAGAGGAUGCCCAAAAGGAAGUGCUGACCCAUGCAGAGGAGACUCUGGCUAAAGCCGAUGCCGCCUUAAGGCUGAGCGAGACGGAGCUGGCGAGACUGGGGGCAGAGCAUCAGGCCCUGAGGGAAGAGUUGACCACCGUGAAACAAGACUUAAGCAACACCACUCAAAGGGCUGAAAAACUACACCAAGAAGGACAGAGCAAAGACCGCGCCGUAGCGGACCUGGAAAAUAACAACCGCCUGCUGAAAGAAGAGCUUGAACGCCUACGGGAAGACCUGAACACACACGAGGAGACGCUGGUCCCCCAGCAAAGCCAGCUGCAGCACAGCCAACCGGACACGUUUGUUCAAUACAAGAGAGACCCGUACAGGGAUCUUUCUCAGAGGGCCUUAGAAGACGUGGUGAGGCUCUACCGUGACAACACCUCCUUGAGCUCCCCGGAGGUGUUGCGGCACCUGGAGCGCUCCGAAGAGUUCUUCCAAGAACAGUUUCACGUGUCCGCUCUGGGCUCUCGUCUGUCCGAGCUAAGCGUGCUAGAUCAGGACCACGUUCGGGUUAAUAAAUCCCCCGUGGUGGCGAUGGAGCCACCGCUCUCCAGGACCAUCACACCGGACCUGACCACACAGAGCAGCCACUCCCCUCGAUCGCUCUCCGUCUCGGAUAACUUCUCCAUCGUGGACUCGGUCGGCGAAGACAAAGUGUGUGAUUUGGAAGGACUUGACGUAACAGCACCCCCGUCACCGCUCGGCUCCGCCUCUUCCAUAUCGGCACCAGAAUGGGCCAGCGACGGCUACGGCAGCAACAUGAGCUCGGAACUGGGCGCCAGGCUGCGAGUGGAGCUGGACCAGACCGAGAGGCUGGACGCACAGUUUGUCGAGUAUCUCCGCUGCCGGGGCAUGAACCCCACGGCUAACACCGAUAGCGCUGCGGGCAGCAUGAGCUACUGCGAUGACCUUUUGUCUCCGGAACUUCAGGCCCUGUUAAGGAAAGUGUACCAAGAAAGCUGUCGAAUACUGACCUUGUCCCAGCGUCGGGCCUCGUCCUCGUUCCAUCCAUCAUACGUGGCGGAAUUCAACUCGCUCUCGCAGCUCCAGGAUCAAGAGCGUCCCGCUUUACUGGGCCAAGGGGACAAGCCGUCGUCCGACGCCCCGAUGGGCUGGCAGGAGGAGAAGAGGGCCCUGCAGGAGACGGUGAUCGCACUGCGUGAGCUGCUCUGCCGAAUGGCACAGAGGCGUACAAAUACUGACACCAGAGCUGGCGCUGACAAGGAGCAGCUGCAGUCAGAAUCCCAAACAAGGGCAGAUCUGGACGAGAGCCAGAAGCGGCUGAAAUAUGCACACGAGACACAGCAGGAGCAAAAGAACAAAAUACAGACACUCAGGUUGACUGUAGAAGAGUGCGAGCAGACGUUGACAAAGGAACGAGCGCUCGCCCUGGAGCUUAAGCAGCAGCUGGAGCAAGAACGAGCUCUCAACGUGCGUCAAGAGAAUGAGGUCGAGCAAAAAUUAGAGGUUAUGCGAGCAGCCGCUGAGGAGCGGCGGUCCGAGAUGCUGGCCCUCCAGGGUCUCGUGGAGCAGGAGAAGGUGGCGAGCAGCAACCUGAGACGCGAGCUCCAGAUCGAGCAGUCCCGCAGCGAUUUGCUGGAGAAGCGUUUGGACCACUUGCAAAAGAAGCUCGAAGACGAGCGCCGGCACUCGGCCGACCUACACGAGGAGAACGCCCGCCUGGAACGCCUCCUGAGCCAAUCGGAAUCCCGCCUCGUCGAAGUCCGCUCCAAGCUGGCUGACUCCCAAAGGACGCUGGACGAAGCGCUUGACCGCUGCUCCAAACAAAUCGACAACGUGAACCGCAGACACGAAGCCGACGCCGCCCGAGACAGGAAGUUCAUCUCCGACUUGCGCUCGCAGCUCGAGGAGGAGCGAAGGCGAGGGGAGGAUCUCGCAGCCUCGGCGGACAAACUGAGAGCGGAGGUCUUGGAGAGCAGGAGGAGACUCGAUGAGGAAAAGAGCCGGGAGGAAACCUUGAGGGAGCAGAAAAGAAAGGUCGACCUCUCUUUGGAGGCGCAGGUUGCGGAGCUCGCGGAACUGAAGGAGAGGAUGCAACUGUUGAAGGACAAGCAGAAGGAACGUGAGGAGCAAUGGGAGCAGGAGCGCCAAAAGGGCUGGCAGGAGCAGAUGGAGAAGGAGAGACGGCAGGAGAGGACCAAUAACAAACUGCGCGACCUGGAGUUGCUGAGGCAGCAGGACAGGAAACACACGGAGGAGCUACAACGCACUUUGGCCGAGCUCCAAAAAGAGGAGCGGGACAUGGCCGCUCAGAGGAUCUCGGGACUGAGCGGCGAACGCUGCCGGUUGGAUCGCGGCGACGCCGGCGGCCAAACCUCACAACGCAGUCAGCAGAGAGCGCCCACUACCUCACCCAGCCAGCUGGAGAAGAUCCUGAGCGAGAAUGCUCAGUUGACACGCAGCGUGACGUCUCUAGGCCAAGAAAAGAGCGCCCUGAAACAUAAAGUCUCCUACCUGGAGCGCCAACUGCACCGUGCUGAGAAUGAGCUGGCUAAAAUGGCCUCGGAGAGUGAAAACAUACCGGUCAACGAAAUGGCUCCCAGCAAGGUGCAGCGUUUAUACGAGCGCUACCUGCGCGCCGAGAGCUUCCGGAAAGCGCUGGUGUACCAGAAACGCUACCUGCUGUUGCUGCUUGGAGGAUUCAAGGAGUGUGAGCGGGCCACCCUGUGUCUGAUCACCACCAUGGGGGUACAACCGUCGCCGCCGACCACGUGCCGGAAGCCCCUUGGAAGGUUUCGGUCGGCGGUGCGAGUGGUCAUCGCCAUCUCGAGAAUGAAGUUCCUAACCAGGAAGUGGCACAAAGCCAUCAGACGCUUACCUGUGUGCGCGACCGCACAUGUCCACGCUCCAGGGUUGAAAGCCGAAGUUUUACGAGAGCAACAGCAGCCUCGCUUGAAUCCCGAGUUCUCCCCGAACAGAGAUGCGGCGUCUGCUUUCGUCUCGCCCAGCAAAACGUCCUUCAGGUUGCACAACAGGUCCUGCUCAACUCCAACUCAAGCCUCAACGUCUCAAGACCCAGAAAAAUCCCUGACUGAUUACAUCCACCACUUGGAGAAGGUCCAGCAUCGGCUGGUCGGUUCCAAGCCAGCAGUCGCAUUUAGUCCCGCCCAGAAACAUGUGAUGGACAUCACAAGUGAUUCAGUCCCCCAAUAUGAUUGGCUAUCGGCAACGCUGGCUACGGGAGAACCUGAGCUGCUUGUCACCCCUUUGCCCGCACAGCCCAGUGGAUGGAUCUUUGAUGGCGGCACGGUGGAUCUCUGCUUAGCCUACCCGCCUUGUGAUUUAGAGGUCAUGAGCUCCAAUCUGGGCUGCAGCCUCCCUCAAUGGAGUUUGCAUGCCCUCCCAUUGCCUACGUGGGUUUACUCCGAGUACUACAGUUUGCUUCCACUUAGCGAAAAUACGCAUGGUCCUUCAGUCGUCCAGCAUGAGCCCCAAAUGUGACCAUUGAUGCCGUCAGUGUCCCCAGUUUGCAGCUGUCUAUGCCUUACGUCAAAGCCGUACCGUUUUGUACAUGUACAUAACGUGUCAUUUUGUGCACAAAGUAUUUUUGGAGCUUUUCUACGACAUUUGUUUUCUAUGUAUUUCAAUUUUGAUGCUCAAAUGAGUUUUUCUCUUGUUUCAAGAAUGUUUUUUUUCUACUCAAAUUGUACAUCACCAAAUGUGCUGUGUCAUGCGUGUUUUUAUGUGCGUGUGUUGAAAAGUCCUUAAGCUGUACAGCUGAUUGUACAUUGGCCAUUUUAUAUUGUUUGUAUUGUUCUGAUAAUAAAUAUUUUAAAUGUGCUUUUAAA
Molecule: messenger RNA, 12311 nt
Organism: Syngnathus acus (greater pipefish)
Lineage: Eukaryota; Metazoa; Chordata; Actinopteri; Syngnathiformes; Syngnathidae
Gene: pcnt
Product: pericentrin
Exons: 63
Coding region: 157-11964 (3935 amino acids)
Biological process (GO): signal transduction
Molecular function (GO): molecular adaptor activity
Source: RefSeq, a predicted model, not a curated record